CUCAGGAAACUGAAAGCUAAGAACACUAUUGGAACAGUAUCAAAAGUUGUUUCAUAAAAAACAAUUUCUAUCUUCCUGUGUUAUAACAAAGUGUAAGACAGCCAGCAGUAGACGAGUUUUUAAAUGACCCUAACCAGUGCCAUUUUUCCUUGUUAUCUUUUGAAAUACUUCAUUUUCUUGGCGUUUUUUUCACAACAGUAUGACUGCAUUUCAAUCUGUGGAGAGCUUUCCUGGUUUACUUCGUACUCUUACAGGAUAAAUAGUGUUUCUUGUAUUUCUGAAGACGAUCUAAAGAUAUAGACCUCUGCGGAAGAAGUUCCACGUUAGCCUGCUUUAGGUAUUUGGGGGUCCCUUGCCCUUCCAUGAAAAUUAGAGAACUGGCUUUUUCAUUUCUGCAAAGAAGGCCGUUGGAAAUUUGGCUCAGCCAUAACUUGAGAGAUGGUGAAUGAAUACAAGAAAAUUCUUCUACUGAAGGGACUACAGCCCAUCAGUGAAUAUCAAUUUAACAUGGUUAAGUCUGUACUAGCCCAUGAUUUGCAGCUGAAUAAAAAAGCACAAUAUGGAUAUAAUAAAAUUCAGAUUGCUGACUUGAUGGAAGACAAGUUCCCAGGUGCUACCUGUUUGGACAUUCUAAUUGAAUUGUUUGAAGAUAUCGAAGGCCUUAAAGACCUUGCUAAAACUCUUAGACAUGAGAAGAUAAAAGUUGAAAAGAAAAUCAAAGAAAAAAGGUUUCCAGUGAACAACAGCAAGCAGAAAGCCACAAGUCCUGCUAUACCUGCACCCACCACAAGUAAAUCUCUUACAUUUGAAAGAGCAGAGGAGACUCCUGGGGGCCAGAAAAGAAAAAGCACAGCCGAAGAGAACCCUGGAACCAAAAGGAAUAAAGUGUCUCAGAAGCAGAGUCAGCCUCCCUGUCCUUCAGCAGCCAGCACAUCUGUAACCACAGGGCACUACCCACCUCCCCAGAUCUCAUCAUCAACUCCAACUUCUGUGUCCUUACUUGAGAGAUGGGGAAAACCAAACAGAACCACUGACGACUUCAAGUGGAUGAAGCCAACCCAGAAGCAGAUUCAGCUUCCAAAGACUUCAGUGGCCAGCACACCUCCAACUGAUAGUGGUCCCCAAACUACUCAGGAGCCUCUGCCAACCCCAUUCAGCAGUUCCUUAAACAAGAAAAUAAAAGAUGAAAUCACCGGAAUUCAUGACACCAAAAGGAUCAAGCUACCCCAGGGGCAGUACCAGUUGCCACAAACUCUACAGACCAUCUCACCUCCACUUCAGAGCCUUCCUCAGACUCCUCAGAUGCUUCUGCUCACCCCAUCCAGCAGUUUCUUAACCCAGGGAAUGAAAGACACAGUCACCCAAACUGAUGUCAAAGGGAUGAAACUACCCCAGGAGCAGUGCCAGUUGCAACAAGUUUUAGUGGCCAUCACACCUCCAGCUCAGAGUGCUCUUGAGCUUUCUCCGAUGUUUCUAUUCACUCCACCCAGUAAUUCCUUAUCUGAGAAACCAAGAUUGAAGACUGAACCUAAAAAAGCUUCCAGAGAAGAGGGUACACAGAUGGGCCCCAAAAAAGUGAUGGUGCUGAAAGCAACAGAGCCAUUUGCAUAUGAGUACAGAGAAGAGGAGAGAAGGAUGUUUCAUGCCACAGUGGCUACUGAGAGUGAAUUCUUCCGGGUGAAGGUUUUUGAUAUAAGCCUGAAGGAGAAGUUUACCCCGAAGAGGGUCAUUGUCAUAUGGAAUUAUGUUGUCUUCAAUGGCUUCUUAGAGGUGCAUAAUGUCUCAUCUGUUUCUGACCUUAAUGUGGACCAAAAGAUGGAGAUCUCAAGUACAGUCUUUAAAAAUGCAAAUGCAACUCCUAAAAUCUGUCAUCUUUACUUGCAAGAUCUAGGAACAUUUGUGAAUGGGGUGUUUAAGGUCCAUAAGAAAAUCAUGAAGAAUAAAUGCAUAUUCUAUGAAAUACAAGAUGAUACAGAGAAGAUGGAAGUAAUGGUGUAUGGACGAUUAACGCAGGUCAAAUGUGAGGAAGGUGAUGAAUGUCAAUUCAUCUGCUUUGAAUUGGCAUUAAAUGUGGACAGGAGGCAGCUGAGAUCUGUACUUCAUAGUUUCCUCAAGGUUAUCAAGACCAAACAACACACCAAAUGGCCCCUCCAUCCUCAUUCAAGUACAGAAACUAGAUUAGAGCCCUUCUUCUAAAACCCUGGAUGUCAUCAUAAAGAUGUUGAUGGAGAAGAGACCCAGAUAUGGAAAAAGAAACAUAUACGUAUAUCUAGUUGAAAUAUGCAAUAUAUUUGCCAGCUAUUAGCUCUUGGUAACUGCAUUAGAAUUUUUUUGUGUGCGUGUGUGUUUCCUAAGUAGCAUAUUUUUGUGUAUAAUUUUUAUAAUUUGAAAAAAAAUAAAAACCUUCUCCCCCCACACCUCCAAAGGUGCUUCCUAAGAGUCUCUAAUCCAUUUGUCAGUUGCUUAAAAGCAAAUGUUUUGUGACCUGUAAAUCAAGAUGAGGCACACAGGCCCACACUCUGGGUGUCAUGGAUUGAAUUAUGUCACCCCAAACAUGUGUGUAUUAACUUUGUUAGGCCAUGAUCCCCAGUAUUGCAUGGUUGUCCUCAAUUUUGUGAUUGCAAUUUUAUGUUAAAGAGGAUUAGGGUGGGAUUGUAACACCACCCUUACGCAGGUCACAUCCCUAAUCCAAUGUAAAGGGAGUUUCCCUGAGGUGUGGCCUGCGCCACCUUUUAUCUCUCAAGAGAUAAAAAGGAAAGGGAAGCAAUCAGAGAGUGGGAGCCUCAUAACACCAAGAAAGCAGCGCUGGGAGCAGACCUCGUCCUUUGGACCUGAGGUUCCUGCACUGAGAAACUCCCAGACCAAGGAAAGACUGACGACAAGGAACUUCCUCCCAAGCUGACAUAGAAAGAAAGCCUACCGUGGACCGACACACUGAAUUCAGACUUCUAGCCUACUGGACUAUGAGGGAAUAAACUUCUCUUUAUUAAAGCCAUUUACUUGCGGUAUUUCCAUUAUAGUGACACUAGAUGACUAAGACAGUGGGAUCUUCAGAGGAGAAGGCCCUGGCUAAGAAUAAACAGUCUGUGACACAGUGGUUAAGAGCUCGGCUACUAACCAAAAGAUCAGCAGUCGAAUCCACCAGCCGCUCCUUGAAAACCCUAUAGGGCGGUUCUACUCUGUUCUAUAGGGUUGCUAUGUGUCAGAAUCAACUCAGCGGCAAUGGGUUGGUUGGUUUGCCCUACCCCAAGGAACACGGGCAAAGGGGUGGAUAGGGCUGAAAUCCAGCCUGUACUUCCAUUACCAAGCCCUUUUUCCUGAAGAGGAACUGCUUUAGCUCAGAACAAGCGAUAUCUUUUCAGAAUUAGCUUCUCAGAGAGGACAUAACUGGGUAAUUUGACUGCCCAAAGAGGUACCUUCUGAUGAUCUGUAUGAAGGCAGUAGUGUAGGUUAGAAGCAUUUCUAGUCCUGUCUGAUUUGAAAUAUCCCAUUCAUUUACCCAAGUAACAACAGCUCCUCAGUAGCUCUGCAGUCACAUUUUCUGGCUCUACAUUUCAUAUAAGAGUCCCUGGAUGGUGCACAUAGGUAAUGCAUUCAGCCGCUAACCCAAAGAGUCCACACAGAGGUGCCUUGGAAAUUAGAGGCCUGGCAAUCUACCAUGAAAAAAAUAGCCAUUGAAAACCCUAUGGAGCACUUCUCCUCUGACACACAUGGGGUCUCCAUGAGUUAAAGUCAAUUUAUUGACUCACCACACUUGUUUUUUUUGUGUGUGUGUGUGAGGGGGGAGGUUUAGAUGCCGAGAAUAAGAUUUAGACAUUUUUUGUUUCCUAGCCCAAUAUUAUUCUAUAGCAUUCUGUUAGAUAUAUUCAAGAUAAUUUUAGUCAUCUUUAGAGACCAGAUUUUGAAGGCCCUUGAAAAGUUAUAUAAUCCAGUUUGUUCAUCUGAAAAUGAGAAAAUUCAAGUCCAGAGAGGUUGGGUGAAGUGGUCAAAAUUACAAGAUCACUCAGCCAGUUAGGAAAUAGAUUUCCUCCUGAGAAAAUAUGAAAGAUUACUAAAACCUCAAAUUCAAAUUUGAUUUAUGGACACUGAAAAAAAAGACUGCUUCAUGAACAAAUGAUGUUUAUAUUCUGAGCUAUUCCAAUACUUCAAAUUCAUAUUGCUUUCUGUAAACUUUCUGUUACUGACUGUUUUUGAGCAUGUAGGUAAUGGUGAUUAAGAGUUAGAAAAUGAAUCAUUUAAGUGACCUGCCCAAUGCCGUUUUUCCCUUAAUAUCAUGUUAAUUUCCAUUUAAGCAUCUGUCUUCUAAGUAUAAGGGUGCCCCUAAAUGGAGAUAAGCAAGAAAUGACACUCCAUCCAAAAGAGUUUGCCUCACUGAUUUUUUUUCUUUUUUUGCUUAUACAGCUUAGUCCUCUAAUUCCAUGCCCCCUACUUUAUCUUAUAUUUUGCAAUUUGCCUCAUAUCAGAGCCCCUCCUUAGAGGAAAGUAAGGAAAAAGCUAGAGAUUCUCCUAGAUUUGUAGUGCAUGGACCAAAGAGAUGGCCUCAGCAGUCCACAGAGAUGUUAAUCUGCCACCAAAGAUAUCAUAGAAAUGUGGUUUCUACCAAUGCAGGAGGCAAAGAAAUAGCUCUGGGAGGAUCUCUAGGGUAUCAUAGUAUGCCUUCAACUAGAAGAGACAAACUCAACUGUACUGGCAAUAUUCUUUAUAGCUGCAUGGAGAGACAUGGAAAUUAAUUGCAUCAUUUUUUAUAUAUUUUACUCAUCUUAAAAUUUUCAUGAUUAAUUUUAAAGUCAUUCUUAUGUAUAUUUUUAUCCACCCAUAAGAUAAAUGACUAUAUUUUUACUGUAAAAAAAAAAAUCAAGUAAGUUGAUAUCCUUGUUGAAACCCGGAACAAUCAUACUUUUUUCUCCAAAGAAAAUCAUCAUCAUCAAGUUCAUUGUGUAUCAUUCCAGACCCCAGAUCUUUCCAUUCAUUUAUAUGUUUAUAUGUACAUAAACAAAUACAUCUUUCUUUAUAGAAAUUGUAAUUAGAAUGCCUCAGUCUCCUCAUUGUAAAAAUAGUAUUAAUAAUAAAAACAAAAAAACUC
Loxodonta africana (African savanna elephant) is the source of this 5083-nucleotide messenger RNA. Its product is annotated as gamma-interferon-inducible protein 16. The transcript is spliced from 11 exons. Gene Ontology annotation, molecular function: double-stranded DNA binding. The coding region runs from base 439 to 2196 and encodes 585 amino acids. The record is from RefSeq and is a predicted model, not a curated record. NCBI's taxonomy places the organism in Eukaryota, Metazoa, Chordata, Mammalia, Proboscidea, Elephantidae. Gene Ontology annotation, cellular component: cytosol; nucleoplasm. Gene Ontology annotation, biological process: activation of innate immune response; cellular response to interferon-beta.